UACUUACUGGGUUGUAGACAAACAGAAAACAAUUAAAGUAACUAAAGCCAUUACUUGGGUAGUUUUUCAAUAAACAACGUAUUUACUCACUUGAGUAGUAUUGAUACAGAAAAUUACUCAAGUGCAUUAGCAGUAUUCUUCAGACUAGGAAUUUCCACUGCCCCACUCUACAGCUUUGCCGAAAAGUUAUAAUAAUGUACAUUUGCACAAAUAUGUAGGCUACUUUAAAUUGUAUAUUAAAUGUCACAAAAUAGAUUGCUUUUGAGCCCUUGUAAGUGAUUCGAGCCCUAGUGAAAUAAGCACUGGGUUAGAAGUAUACACUCGUCGAAGGGAACAGUUUAGAAAGCCACUACCCUUCCUAUGGAACCGUGUUCUCUGACUUUUCCCUAAAUGAAGAUGGCGGUGCAGGAAUCAGCUGCUCAACUCUCCAUGGCAUUGAAGGUCCAAGAAUAUCCUACUCUAAAGGUGCCAUACGAAACACUGAACAAGCGGUUCAGAGCAGCACAGAAGAACAUUGACCGUGAGACCAGUCACGUGACCAUGGUGGUGGCAGAGCUGGAGAAAACGUUAAGUGGCUUCCCAGUGGUGGACUCGGUGGUGUCCCUGCUGGACGGGGUGGUGGAGAAGCUGAGUGCACUCAAGAGGAAGGCUGCUGAGUCGAUCCAGGCUGAGGAUGAGAGUGCCAAACUAUGCAAGCGACGCAUCGAGCACCUGAAGGAGCACAGCAGCGACCAGCCUGCAGCCGCCAACGUGUGGAAGAGGAAGCGAAUGGAUCGCAUGAUGGUGGAGCACCUGCUGCGUUGCGGCUACUACAACACUGCUGUUAAGCUGGCCCGACAGAGUGGCAUCGAGGACCUGGUCAACAUUGAGAUGUUCCUUACUGCCAAGGAGGUUGAGGAGUCACUGGAGCGCCAGGAAACGGCCACGUGCCUGGCAUGGUGCCAUGACAACAAAUCCCGCCUCCGUAAAAUGAAGAGCUGCCUUGAGUUCAGCCUGCGGAUUCAGGAGUUCAUCGAGCUCAUUCGUCAAAACAAGCGUAUGGAUGCUGUCAGACACGCACGGAAGCACUUCAGUCAAGCAGAGGGUGGGCAGCUGGAUGAAGUGCGGCAGGUGAUGGGCAUGCUGGCAUUCCCCUCCGACACACACAUCUCCCCAUAUAAGGAUCUCUUAGAUCCAGCACGCUGGAAGAUGUUGAUCCAGCAGUUCCGCUACGACAACUACAGACUCCACCAGCUGGGGAACAACUCUGUGUUCACAAUUACACUCCAGGCUGGCUUGUCUGCCAUUAAGACUCCGCAGUGCUAUAAGGAAGAUGGGACCUCCAAAAACCCAGACUGCCCUGUGUGCAGUAAGUCCCUGAACAAGCUGGCCCAGCCCUUACCAAUGGCUCACUGUGCCAACUCCCGGCUUGUCUGCAAGAUUUCAGGGGAGGUGAUGAAUGAGAACAAUCCUCCUAUGAUGCUGCCCAAUGGUUACGUGUAUGGAUAUAACAAAGUUCAUAGCACAGAUGGGACAGUGAAGUAACAGAAAACCUCACAGGAUAGAAAGAAGUUUGCCUGCACCAAGAAAACAUACUUGAUUCAGUUUCAGGCUCCACAAAGGCGGUUGUUAAACUUCAAAAUUACCUACACGCACAAACAUAUGCAUGCACACCUAACCGCACGUGAACACACACACACAUAAUGUUCUGUUCUUCUGUUUUUUAGUCUCUCCUGUCCAUUCGCCAAGAUGACAAGGUGAUCUGCCCAAGAACCAAAGAGGUGUUCAGCUUCUCCCAGGCUGAGAAAGUGUACAUAAUGUGAGCCGUGUGGCAGCAGGAUGCCCUGGGGCAUUUGUGAGAGACUCAGUCCUGUCCAGCCAGAGAGUGUGAUGGCUGGCAAUGGUAGAAAGGCCUGGAUGCAGGGAGCUGCACUCAGUAGGCCAAAGAGCCAAAAUGGUGGCCAUGAGAUGGUUGCAUCCAUCUCCUGCCCCUGAAACAGUCCCAAUCCCCCUUCGUUUGGAGAGUCAGCAAUAACGGUAAACAUGGAAUACAAGAAGUUCAGAGGACUUUGGACAGGAUUAUGGUGAUUCCUGCAGUUAUUAAAAGGACUUUGUCUUUAGUUGUGACAUUUACUCAACUAGUUUCAUUACAGUAGCGUGGCACAUAUAAACAGGGCUCGGUAUCAUAACUCAAAGUGCUUCUGACUUUUCUAAACCUACAAGCAGGCAAGACUACAGGCUCGUCUUAAUGGUGUCGAACAACAGCACUUUUAUUUUUAUUUUUUAUAAUAUAUAGUGAGUAAAAUGUAGUGACAUUUGAUUAAUUUUUUUAAUUUUAUUCUUUUAUUUUAAUUUUUUUACCAUGUAUAUAUAGGGUAACCCUUUGGCUGGGAAUAAUGGCGCAUGUUUUCAGUAUCUACAGCACCAUCUCCCACUUCUGCUGUCUUUAAGGGGGCUGGCUGCUGCUGAACUACUCAGAAAUCUUUAGCAUUUGAAUUGUAGAAAGGCUCUUUAGAGACUACUUAUGCAUGUUUAUAUUAGUAGGCUAGGAGAUUGCUAUUGUACAAUUGCUGAUAAAGGUUGUUUAAUAAAAACAAUUUGAAAUCCA
Conger conger (European conger) is the source of this 2587-nucleotide messenger RNA. Its product is annotated as E3 ubiquitin-protein transferase MAEA. The record is from RefSeq and is a predicted model, not a curated record. Bases 391 to 1524 code for a protein of 377 amino acids. The transcript has 9 exons. Gene Ontology annotation, molecular function: ubiquitin protein ligase activity; protein binding. Gene Ontology annotation, cellular component: cytoplasm; GID complex; nucleus. Gene Ontology annotation, biological process: proteasome-mediated ubiquitin-dependent protein catabolic process. Lineage: Eukaryota; Metazoa; Chordata; Actinopteri; Anguilliformes; Congridae.